UAAAGAGCAGCUAGCUGCGACGAGAUCGAGAUCGAGAUUCGAGCCCACGGACGGACUAGAUAGCCAGCCAAGCUAGUGGUACGUAGCUUAGGAUAUGGCGGCGAAGGACGUGGCGCCGGCGGUGACACUGAUGAGCAACGGGCACAUCAGCAAGAUGCCGGCGGCGGUGGCGGCGCCCGCGGGCAACGGGCACUACUACAGCAUGAUGCCGGCGGCGGCGGCGACGCCGGGCAACGGACACCGCAGCAGCAGGCGUAUGCCGCCGGCGGUGACGCUGAGCAGCGGGCACCGGAUGCCGGCGGUGGGGCUGGGCGUGUGGCGGAUCGAGAAGGCGGACGUCCGCGGCCUCAUCCACGCCGCCAUCCGCGAGGGCUACCGCCACUUUGACUGCGCCGCAAAAUACCAAAAUGAAGCUGAAGUUGGUGAUGCGCUUGCAGAGGCAUUCGAAAUUGGGCUUGUCAAGAGAGAGGACCUUUUCAUCACAACCAAGCUGUGGAACUCAGAUCAUGGGCAUGUGAUUGAAGCCUGUAAGGAUAGCUUGAAGAAGUUGAAGUUAGAUUAUCUCGAUCUCUAUCUUAUUCACUUCCCAGUGGCUUCUAGACACACUGAAGUUGGCACAGUUGCUAGUGUUAUUGGUGAAGAUGGUGUGCUAGACAUUGAUACCACUGUCUCACUGGAGGCAACAUGGCAUGCAAUGGAAGAUCUUGUUAAUAUGGGACUGGUUCGCAGCAUUGGAAUCAGCAACUAUGGUGUCUUUCUCACCAGAGACUGCUUGGCCUAUGCCAAGAUAAAGCCUGCUGUUAACCAAAUUGAGAUGCACCCCUACUUCCAGCGCGAUUCACUUGUCAAGUUCUGCCAGAAGCAUGGCAUCUGCGUCACCGCUCACACCCCACUGGGUGGCUCUACUGCCAACGCCAAGCUGUUCGGCUCGCUCUCAUGCCUCGACGACCCUGUCAUCAAGGAGUUGGCCGAGAAGUACGGCAAGACGCCUGCACAGCUGGUCCUCCGGUGGGGCCUCCAGAAGAACGCGGUGGUGAUCCCCAAGACCUCCAAGGUGGAGAGGCUGCAGGAGAACCUCGAGGUCUUUGACUUCGACAUCACGGACGAGGACAUGGAGGAGAUCAAGGCCAUCGACAAGAACCACCGCAGCAACCAGCCUGCCAAGUUCUGGGGCAUCGACGUCUACUCUUAGCUUUUCUUGCUCGCAAUCUCACUCAGCUACCGUGUGGACCUUUCUGAAAACUUGCUCCAUCCACCAUCUAAUGGCUGGAACAAAAUCGAUAAUGUGUUUUAUUCCUGCAGUGAGCUCGAUGCUAUUGGCCGUCACCCUAUUCCCAUAUUCCAUUGAAAAUGGUCACAACAUCUGACGGCGAUUGUUUGUUGUGUUGUAUCUCAUGUUGUUAUGAAUUUGAAAAGCAUAUAUAUAGCA
Panicum hallii is the source of this 1429-nucleotide messenger RNA. RefSeq names its product NADP-dependent D-sorbitol-6-phosphate dehydrogenase-like. The transcript has 6 exons. Lineage: Eukaryota; Viridiplantae; Streptophyta; Magnoliopsida; Poales; Poaceae. Bases 95 to 1192 code for a protein of 365 amino acids. The record is from RefSeq and is a predicted model, not a curated record. Gene Ontology annotation, molecular function: oxidoreductase activity.